Musca vetustissima is the source of this 1302-nucleotide messenger RNA. RefSeq lists its product as uncharacterized. The transcript is spliced from 2 exons. The record is from RefSeq and is a predicted model, not a curated record. NCBI's taxonomy places the organism in Eukaryota, Metazoa, Arthropoda, Insecta, Diptera, Muscidae. Bases 1 to 1302 code for a protein of 433 amino acids.
AUGCCCGUUACAAACGGUCCAUCCACCAAUAACCAAAGUCAAAGUGAAUUUUGUGAUUUUUUAAAACGUAAAUAUCCCGACGAUGAGAAUGACAUCAGCCCAACUGAAAAUCGGAGUAUAGAAAAUCAAAACAGUGAUAGUAAUAAUUCAUGGAAGAAACAAAAGCACAAUGAAGAGGAGGAGCAGGAGGAGGGGAGAAAUCCUCAAAACUAUGAAAUGACCCCGGAUACCACAUCACCAUCGACACCUUAUAAUAGCUGCGAGAUUCCCACAUCUUCGCCAGGAAAAUAUGCAACAACAAAUAAUGGGAAUAACCAGACUUCUCCCACCACCUCCCACACUUCCUCUGCGGAGGUCACCCAUGUCACCAGCACCAGUUCCAACACCUUCAACAUUAUGACCAAUAAUCCGGCAUUCAUAAAUGAUCUCUUUGCCUAUGAUGCGAAUUUAUUGGUGCCCACAACCUCGGCGGAUAAUAUACUCAACAAUGGCGAGCCCAGUUUUACCACACCCUCGGCCAUUUGUGUAAAUACCAACAGUCAACAAUUUGAAGAGGAGAAUGGAGAUAAUUGGCAGGCCACUGAUCUCUUGGAACUCGAUCAUCGGUAUAACUCCACAUUGCAAACAGAAAUCACCCAAUUAAAUCCCACGGUAUCCCUGAAACCGCACGAGGAAAAUUUGGUAACCAUGGUCGAACAGCAACAGCGUCAAAACACCACCCAUUCGAAUCCUAAUCCUCAGCAUCAGCAUAUGCAAUCCACUCCAAGACAAUAUAUUUCCAAUUCCCAUGACGUCAACUCCAAAUCAUCUGCCGUAUGCGGAAACCCCUUACUAUCUCUGCACAAUCAACAAAUGCCCAUAGACAGUGAUCCCGACUUUGAGGAUCGUAACCUAUCAUGGCUUUUGAAUUUUAAAUUUGAUGAAUUUCCCCAUUUGAAUCCUGACAUUACGGGCGCACAAAAUAAAUCUCAGAGAUCGGCAUUAAAUUGUAAUGGUGGUAGCGGUGGUUAUAAGGUUGUAAAUGGAAAUUCUUCUAAUUCCGCCACAAAUGGUCGAGAACGUUCAAAAUCUCCGAAAAAUGCAAAUAAAGCCGGUAAGAAAUUCGAGGAGUUAGUUAUGGAGGUUACAUCGGAAAUGGAGGGCAGUGAUAUGGUCGUUGCUGAAAAUGUUGUCAUUGAGGAUACCACUGUACCGCAAAGAGCGCCGAAGAAACCACCAUUCACAUACACCGAACUAAUCGAAUACGCCCUUGAGGAUAAGGGUGAGCUGACAGUCUCCGGCAUCUAUACAUGGAUAUCGUAA